Messenger RNA from Austrofundulus limnaeus, 3806 nucleotides. It is a transcript of the gene zfand4, whose product is annotated as zinc finger, AN1-type domain 4. Gene Ontology annotation, molecular function: zinc ion binding; protein binding. Lineage: Eukaryota; Metazoa; Chordata; Actinopteri; Cyprinodontiformes; Rivulidae. The coding region runs from base 469 to 2661 and encodes 730 amino acids. The transcript has 11 exons. The record is from RefSeq and is a predicted model, not a curated record.
UUGUUAAUCAAUCAAACUGGAGUCAUGAAGGUGUUGUUCGGUUGCUAUUUGACAAGUACAAAGAUGUCUCUGACCAGGGGCCAACGGCGGCUAACAGAGGUCACUAGUUUAGUCUGUCCCUUUAGUACCUUUUACAGUUAACUGUAAUGUCGCUUAGUUUAGGUUUGCUACCUUCUCGACGGCCGCGCAAGACGGAGAGAGCUGAAGCUAUAUUGGAUGUAGCUUAGCAGCUGCUAGCCGUCCGCUGUGAAAGGAAGCCAUUGUUUGAGUUGUUGGCUCAUCAUGGCAACGAAAGCGUCGCUAGCCUACUGCCCUUUCUUCGGACCUCGGGCCUUGUUCCUCCACACUGAGGCCAUCCUACAUGAUGUGUGGCAUUGUUGCGGCGAGUGAACAGUCCCCCUCUUUAUCAUCUUGGGUCAGCCUCUUCAAUUCACCAUCCUCCUAAAGUCUCUUUCCCAACCGGCCAAGAUGACUAACAGGAAGGAGCCACCUUUCUUCAACGACGACAGUGUGGGAACCUUUCAGUACAAGCUUCCCUUUUAUGACACUAUGGAGCUUUUCAUAGAGACCCUGACAGGGACUUGUUUUGAGCUGCGCGUGUUGCCCUUUGAAGCGGUCAUUUCAGUCAAAGCGAAGAUCCAGAGGCUGGAAGGUAUUCCUGUUGCCCAGCAGCAUCUUAUCUGGAACAACGUAGAGUUGGAUGAUGAUCACUGUCUACAUGAUUAUGGCAUUGCUGAGGGCUGCACAUUAAAACUUGUCUUAGCCAUGAGGGGAGGUCCAAUUAACACCAGAAGGGUUACUUUGGAGGAUCCUAUCAAGGAAGUGGCUGACCUCAUGGAGAGCACAAAGGAGGACAGUUGGGAGAAAAGUCUGACCAAUAAGCAGGUCACUUUUGUGGUUUAUCGAGAGGGUGACCAGUUAAACUUCUUCCGAGUGGUUGACAGAGGGGAUGGUACCUUAACCCCUCUAUCUGAAUCUUUGAGUGGCAGCUCGGUGCACAAUGCGUAUGCAGAGGAGGACGGAGACAGUUCUGCAGCUGCACAGCAGAACCUUGAGAACUCCAUCACCAUGACCAAAAUGAAGCUUCUCAAAGCCAAGAUGGAGGACAUGAACCUCAACAAAAAGAAGACUGCGAAGGCGAAGCCCUGGGCUCCUGUUAGCCCACAUCCCAGCAGCAGCUUCUUUGGACCUUCCAGCACACGGCACCAUCACCGCCUCUUCCGCUCCCUCUCACAGAUCAACCAGCCCUGGCAGACGAGCGCUCCACUACCUCCGAUUGUAGACAAUGAAUCUAUAGACCCUUCUCCUCCCCCCGCUGGGUCAACAUCUUCCCAUUUCAUGAUCCCGAGACGGUCUCCUUCGUUCCUGUCACCUUCUUGCUACAUGCUUCAGGAGGAGGAACCGUGGGAGACGUAUCCCCCCUUUGCAAAAAUCCUCCCUCCCCCUAAAGUGUCUCGAAUGGACGUAGGUAGUAAAUUGAUGAGAGACUGUGUUUAUCCUCAGCUUCCACCACUGUACAGCAGAGGCCCUCCUGAAGCCCCCUUUGACACAGCUGAGCCCUCAGGGGAGGUGGUCAGCCUGGGUUUAUUAGAAGAGCCUGUAGGGCUCGUGGCACCAACACAGCCCGGUGCAUCAUUCGGGGAACUGUCAGACCCUCUAAGACUUGAUGUUUCAAUCCAGCAUGAGGGGGGUUGUCAGCCCAUUGAUGUCGGGGCUCAGCACCAGCUGCCACACUCCCCCUCUCCAAUAAGUCCCUGGACACUUGGCACAAGUGAUGCGCUCACCAGCAGAGCUGACGAAACACAGCUUGGCACAUCCGUUCAUAUCAGCCCUCCUCCUCCAUUAACCGCGUCCACCUCCCCGUCAGCUUCAACCAGACUGCUGUCUCAGCCUUUUGAUUCCCCACUUUUACUGUCUAACCUACAAGCACAAUCCUCAGUGAAGCCAGGCAGCACAUCCCCGCACCCGCCAGCCACCAUGUCGUCUCAUCAGACACGCCGUCGAGGCGUUAAAGUGGAGUCACCAGGUAAACGACCAGAGCUCCUCUGUAAGAGAGAAGCGAGAGGUAUCACGAAGAUAGUAAACCAGGCCUGUAAGGAGCCACUGGGGUCUCUGAACAACUCUGAGCUCUUGGCUUCUCUCUCCACAAGAGCUCCAGACAGCAGCAGCAGGGACAGCCUUGGAGAGAGUCUGGGAUUUGCACUGACGUUGCCUCCUGCUGCCGCUGCCUCUGCCUCAGGACAGGGCAGCCUCGGCUCCAGGCUGCCAUCCAUUUCUCCUAAUAAGUUUCUUCAGGAUGAUCCCAUCCGACAAAUGUCACCGUUGCGUCGAACAGUACCAUCUUACAGGACCAGCAACUGUCUUGCAUCGUCUGGGGGAGUCGUGACUUCUUCAUUUGGGGCUAUAGGCACUCCAACGUACCACCUACCUCCAGUCAAAGCCCUCUCUGGCACCAAGAAAAAAAGCUCAAAGCACUGCUUCCUUUGUGGCAAAAAGACUGGGCUGGCCACCAGCUACGAGUGCAGGUGUGGUCACAACUUCUGCGCCGCCCACCGUUACGCCGAGACACACAGCUGCACUUACGACUACAAGACUGCUGGGCGUCGGUUUCUGCAGGAGACCAACCCUCUUAUCAGCGCUCCUAAGCUGCCUAAGAUCUAGACCCGACAAGCCUCGACGACCGCACGGGGCGAACUGAACAAUAACAAGUUCAACUAACCCAACGGAAAUAAGGUUCUGACAUCCUACACCACUGUGUGCUUUUAAAAAUGGAAAAAAAUAAAAUAAAAUAGCCAAGUUUGCUUAAAAUUUCAAGAAAUAUUCUGUAAAAUUAAGUGUGAGCAAAUGUCCCUUGUACUUAAUUUGGUCUGUUUUUGUAUUUAAAACAACUUUGCAUGUAUGUAGGUAGGUUUUACUAAAUAUAUUUGCUGCACGUUUUUUUGUUUUGUUUUGUUUUUUUAAUAGGAUUGCUGUUGACUUUGUUUGACAAGUCUUUUAACAGAUGCACUUUAGAACUAUAUUUAUACAUCCUAACAUCACUUGUUGACUGUAAAGGCUGAAUACAUUUCUGUGCUCAUCUAUUAAAGUGUUGAUAUUAUCCAGAUUUUUUAUAUUCUGUGCAUUUAAAUGCCGUUCCUUAACUGGGCACAUACGCACCAACAUCGCAGAUGACGUUUUCCCUUUGACAAAACUGUUCUCCCAUUUAUUGAUAAAAUGCUUCAUAUUUAUUAAUAACACAAUUUAUUUAAAUUAAAGGUUGGUUUUUGAAAUAAUGAGUAUGCAAUGUGUGUACGUGUGAAUGUCAGUACUGUGUCCAGUUAUUGAUUAAACUGUAUUAGGACUGAGGGGGUGGGUUAUGGUUAUGGUAUUAUGUGUCUACAAUAAGGCGGCUGCCAUAAAAAAUAACUUUUUUUUAAUCUUUUAAUAUUAUAUUUGCUCAAUUGUUGCAAAAAAAACCUAAAUGCUGGUUACGUAUUUACAGGGGUUUAUCUAAUAAAGUUUCUUUCCAUACAUGUGUUUUCUGGUCUAACUUUUACACUUGUCUAAAAUUAGGCUUCUAACUGAACAUUUUUGAGUUGAUGUUAUUGGAAAUUGCUGAUUUCAUCUUUUUACAGAAAGCAGUGUAAUUUCUUCUGAUUUGAAGUGUCCUCGAGGCUUGCUGUUUCUGUUCCUCAUUACAGGCACUUGGAAUAUUUGAUCUACGCCACUUCGCACUCUUACGAGUUUUCCUUGAACUGCUGUGAUGGGAAAUAGUUUCUGCUCUGUCAUUUGCUUAGUUUUUCAUAUUAAAUUGCCUUUUUUUAAAA